AUGAUCGCUUUGAAGUUUCCUUUGAAUCGGAUUGAUAAUGAAUGCAUGAAGUGGAAACAUGGAUGUGUUGCUUUAAUUAGUUGCAAUAAGCCGAUCUUUGUAAUCUCACAAUAUAAUAUUAUUAAUCAUCAACGAAUUUCUAAGAUUUGGGAAAUCAGCAAAGGAUUUGAUAAGUUAGAGACAAAUGCAUUGGUUGCUCAUUGGUUGGAUGAUACACCAGAAAAUAUCGCUGUUGAAACAGGUAUAAAUGGUGUUGAUCCACGUUAUGGCUUUCCACGCACGUGUGAUGUCUCUAGAGCAAGUACUAUUAAUAGCAUCAAUUAUAUUGACAGCACAAAGUUAUCGAACAUUACUUUUCAUCAAAAUGGAGAGAAAGUUGCUACUGAAGUGCAUGGAAGUUGUUAUACAGCUGAAAUUUCCUUUGAAAUUCAUAGCAAAAGAUGUCCAUGGUGUGAACACCUGGAUACAACAAUUUUGCCUAAUUUAGAAACGGUCUCCAAUUUUGCCUCGUGGAUAUGUGAAAAUGUUGUUUUAUUUAUCAUAUUCGCCGUCAUGCUGACCAUCAUAGCCAUCUUCAUUGGAUAUACAAUUUGGUAUUGCAAGCCACUGUUUUUCAAAGCUAACGAGAGUUCUAGCGAAACUGAAAUUACUGAUAAUGGUGCAGAUAUUAAAAAAAAAACGUUGAAUACCCAAAGGGUAGAAUCUUUAUGCGACCAAGAAAGCGAUGGUUAUACAAAUAUUAACAUCAGUCCACAGUGUCAGUCGCAGUGGAUAAGGAAUAUUAUCAGAAUUCAACCACCACCAAUAAAUCUUCAACAACAACGAUGUAAUAAAGAAAAAAGGAAAUUCCCGAUGACUGCAGUAGAAACAUGGAAAACUUCCUCAUCAGGUUAUAGUUCAUCCAGACAAGCGGGUCGAAUAUCACAACAUAAAAAUUCGGUGGCAUUCCUUCACACUCGUAUGCAUCUAUCUCCGAAUUCUUCAUUGGGUUGUCGAACCGAAGAAAGUGAUACUAUUUAUUUCUCUUAG
Messenger RNA from Dracunculus medinensis (Guinea worm), 1029 nucleotides. Lineage: Eukaryota; Metazoa; Nematoda; Chromadorea; Rhabditida; Dracunculidae. The record is from the annotation of a GenBank genome assembly.